AUGUCUGAUCCAAUAGAAACUGAAGAUGGUUGCUCCCAUGUUGUUGAUGAACAAAUAUCCCAGUUAGAUAACUUAGUUGUGCCAAUUGUUGAUGAGCACUUAAAACCAAAAAUAGGAAUGACUUUCGACAGUUUAGAAGAUGCUGAAAAAUUCUACAGAAAUUACGGAAAGGUCGGAGGUUUUGAUAUCCGUAAUAGCACAACAAAUUAUGGGAAGGAUAGAGAGUUAAUUUGCAAAAGUUAUGUUUGUUCGAAAGAAGGAGUGUUAAAGAGCAAAUCGUUGGAAAUCCGACGAUGUGGUACAAUUAGAACAAAUUGUAAGGCCUUGAUUCGCUUCAAAUUAGACAAAAACAUUGGCAUAUGGAGUGUCUACAAGUUCGUGGAAGAACAUAAUCAUACAAUUACUUCACCGAGUAGAACACAUUUUCUAAGGGGAAACCGUGAGGUCACAAGUGCGAAGAAGACAUUAAUAAAGCAGUUUGGAGAGGUGAACAUUCCAACAAACAAGCAAAUGGCCUUCUUUGAAAACUCUAGCGGAGGUUUUCAUAGAAUUGGAUGCAUUGAGACCGAUGUGAGAAAUUAUGAAAGAGAUUUGAGAGAGGAGAGGCGUGGUCAUGAUGCACAAAUGAUGUUGGAUCAUUUCAAGUCGGAACAAGAGAAGAAUCCUUCAUUUUAUUAUGUUUAUGAAGUUGAUGCAGAGAAGCGCUUAACUCAUUGUUUUUGGGUGGAUGGCAUUGCUCGAAUGAAUUAUCAACACUUUGGCGAUGUUGUCUCCUUCGAUGCCACGCAUAACACAAAUCAAUAUGGCUUGGUAUUUGUGCCGUUUGUAGGAGUAAAUCACCAUUGCCAAAGUGUUUUUUUAGGAUGUGGCUUUAUUCCAAACGAAGAGGCAAAGUCUUUUGUAUGGUUGUUUAACAAAUGGAUUGAAGCAAUGGGUCAUCCUCCUUCAGGCAUGAUUACAGAUCAAUGUCUUGGCAUAUGCAAGGCAAUUGAAACAGUUUUUCCAGAAAUUCGGCAUAGGUUUUGCAUUUGGCAUAUCUUGGACAAAGUCCCGGAGAAGUUGGGUAAAUGGGCUUAUAGUACAGAAUUUAUGAAAUCUUUCAAAGAAAUUAUUUGGGACUCCGAGACUGCUAGCUCUUUUGAAGAGAAUUGGGUUUCAAUUCUUAAGAAAAAUGGAUUGGAAACGCAUGAUUGGCUAAAGGAUAUUUAUGCAAUUCGUGAAAAAUGGGCUCCGGUUUAUCAUAAACAACACUUUUGGGCUCCGGAAUGUCUAGCAGUCAAGAGAAAUAGGUACCACUCACGUAACUACGCUUCCAAUGAUCGCAAGAGGUGGGGCCAUCGCACUUCUCAGUUGUCAGCUCUCAUUUCUCCCAUAGCAAUCUUAGUUGUGGUCCCUACAUAUUCAUGUCCAGGUGAUUGUUGA
Molecule: messenger RNA, 1422 nt
Organism: Asparagus officinalis (garden asparagus)
Lineage: Eukaryota; Viridiplantae; Streptophyta; Magnoliopsida; Asparagales; Asparagaceae
Product: protein FAR1-RELATED SEQUENCE 5-like
Exons: 2
Coding region: 1-1422 (473 amino acids)
Source: RefSeq, a predicted model, not a curated record